CUCUCCUCUUACAAUGAAAUGAGACGAAACCCAUAUCAUCCAUCUCAUCUCAUCUCUUAAUCUCUCAAUCAGCACUCUGUCUAGAGAUCUCUAUUCCUCCCUCUGACAUUGUCUGUGUACAAUCACCCAGAGAACUUACCUGGCCAACAACGGCGUUCCCCGCAACACAACUUCGCGACCACCAACACUUCUACAAGUGUUCCAGAAACAGUCAAUAACACAACCAGGAAGGAUGCCUGAUGUCAAACGCACUGUCAAGCUCAUUACGGAGCAGGCCCCGACGGAGAAAUCCUCUGAAUUUGACGGCUUGCCGGUCCGUCGGUGGUCCGUUGAAGUUUAUCUCCUGAACGAGCAUGGAGAACAGGUUCCUGCGACGCUUUUUAGUGAAGUGACUUAUACUCUUCACCCGAGUUUCGAAGACAGAGCUGUCCAAACUUUCAAGGCUCCGCCUUUCAGAAUUGAAGAAGAGGGAUGGGGAGAGUUUGACAUGUCCAUUCGGCUUCUUGCGCCGGACAAGGAACAUGUUAUCGCUCAUGACUUGAACUUCCAACAGAAUAGAUACGAGUCGAAGCACGUUCUUACGUUUAAGAACCCUAAGCCGGCUGUCCUCGCUGCCCUACGCGAAUUUGGUCCCGUCCCAGGAGAUGAAAAUGGUCUGAAGUCGAAGCGUGGCCAGGAUGAUAACUCAAAGAAAAAGAAACGCGUCGAUAAGAAUAUUGAUAUGGAGAGGCUUGCCGAUGGUUUACAGAAGCUUGGAGAGGAUGAUCUUCUUCAAGUUGUUCAGAUGGUUCAUGAUCAUAAGUCACCAGAUUCAUAUACAAAGAAUGAUAUUGAACAGGGUGAAUUCCAUGUCGACCUGUAUACCCUGCCCGACAGCCUUAUCAAGAUGCUCUGGGAUUUCUCUCAGGAAAAGGGAGUUGUGUGAGCGAAUAAGCUUGCACCCCCUAUUUUAAAUUAAUAUGCUAAAAUCGAAAUUCAUUGGGAGAUAACCAGCAUUGUUAAAUA
Coccidioides posadasii C735 delta SOWgp is the source of this 1005-nucleotide messenger RNA. RefSeq lists its product as uncharacterized. Gene Ontology annotation, biological process: regulation of transcription by RNA polymerase II; chromatin remodeling. Gene Ontology annotation, molecular function: histone binding. Lineage: Eukaryota; Fungi; Ascomycota; Eurotiomycetes; Onygenales; Onygenaceae. Gene Ontology annotation, cellular component: transcription factor TFIIF complex; Ino80 complex; SWI/SNF complex. The record is from RefSeq and is a predicted model, not a curated record.